Striga hermonthica is the source of this 286-nucleotide messenger RNA. The record is from the annotation of a GenBank genome assembly. NCBI's taxonomy places the organism in Eukaryota, Viridiplantae, Streptophyta, Magnoliopsida, Lamiales, Orobanchaceae.
ACCCUACGAUAUUUUAUUCCUCAUCCAAGCCAGAAAGAAUCCUAAUAUUUAUCAGUUUCCUAGUCCUAUUGUUCAAGAGUUCUUAUUGUUUACGGUAUCAAAUCCCAACAUUACAAAAACUCUCCCCUCUAUCUCUCAUAUCUCUCACGCCCGAACUCUCUCUCUUCUCUCCCUCUCUCGCUUUUCAUCGUCAUCUUCAUCGUCAAUCACCGUCACCACCAUUGAUCAUCGUCCCAUAGCAACGAACAGCAGCCCAUCUCCGCCGCUCCCUUCGCGCGCAGCCACC